Messenger RNA from Epinephelus fuscoguttatus (brown-marbled grouper), 4107 nucleotides. RefSeq names its product protein tyrosine phosphatase receptor type Na (gene ptprna). Bases 281 to 3112 code for a protein of 943 amino acids. Gene Ontology annotation, biological process: protein dephosphorylation. Lineage: Eukaryota; Metazoa; Chordata; Actinopteri; Perciformes; Serranidae. The record is from RefSeq and is a predicted model, not a curated record. The transcript is spliced from 24 exons. Gene Ontology annotation, cellular component: secretory granule. Gene Ontology annotation, molecular function: protein tyrosine phosphatase activity.
CCCUGAGUCCAGCCAUACUACAGCACGUUGCGCUCUCACAUCCUCCUCCCCAUCCUCACGCCCCGCCCUUUCACCGUGAGGAAUUAGGGUUUUUUUUUUUUCAGCCAUUCAUUUCUAUUUUUCCGUCACAUGGGCUCUUUGGGUGCAAUGUGAGUGAGCUGUCGACGCUGGCUGCGGCUCGUUUAAAAAUGAUGGGGAUUUAAAAGACGGAGCAAAGCGCAUCGGGACUCCGCAUCUUUCUCUCAGCAUCUCCUCCGCUGCUGGGAGGCUCCAAAGGACCAUGCAACACCUUAAGCCAUGGCGAGCUCUGCUCCUUUUGACCGUGCUGUGCCACCCGGCAAUCUCAGAUAAAUACGGCUGCCUGUUUGAGAGGAAACUGUGCACGAGGGAUCAGUUCUGCUCAGACGAUGGGCUGUUUGGUCAGUGUCGCAGCUCCAAGCAGGAUCUGGUCCAGUACCAGGUGUCAGUUCCAGUUCUGAAGAGGAUGCAGGAAGUCCUAAAACAGCUCAUGAUGCACGGUCUUUCCUGGCAAGACGACAUCACCCAGCACAUUUUAUCAAAGGAGCUGAAAAGAGUUCCCCAUACCACCCACCCCUCCAAGCCAAACGCCUCUUCCUCCUCUUCGCAUUCAUCUCCGUCCAAACAGAACAUCCCCCACCACCAUAGUUCUAAAUCUGGGUCUGCACCUCCUGGUGGCAACUAUGUGGACUACAUGAUUGUCGAGCCUCCUCAGUCCCCGCUACGUAUGCAGACAGCCUCCAUGGACCCGUACACAUACCACCAGCAUAGAUAUCAAGAUGACAUCGAGAGAUCACUCAUUGGAGCAGCAGGCGGUUAUGCCCGCCCCUCUUCAAGGUCCCAGGCCAAUCAGAGAGAGCGAGAGCGUGACAGGCAGGUGCUACAGGAAGCCUUGUCAUUGUACCUGGCAUCCGCACAGCCCUCUUAUCGCCACCGAGGGGCUGCCUCCAUGGCUCCUGCAGGUCUGCCUUAUUAUGAGGACUUUGAGCUGGAGAUACCAGUGGACUAUGUGGAAGACUACACCCUACAGGAGAGACUUGGUACUGCUGGCAGACAACAAGUGCAGCAGAAUAAAAAGGUUCCUCAGGACAUCAGCACUCCAUCAGGAACCAAUGAUGGCCUGCUCCAGAGGAUGUCAGGAGUCUUGCAGAGGUACGGAGUUGAUCCCAGAGAGCUCAGUCAAGAGCAGCUCUACAAGCUCGCCCUCAUUCUGCAGCUGAUGCGGGCCCCAGACAAAACAGAUCCAAUUGAAAAAGACCUUAUCACCCUUAAGGAGAUGCAACUGUUAAAAACAGACAGUGACUCACGUAAGCCUGCCCCUAUCGCCGGUCCCCCUGAAGCCCCUCCUGCCCCCUCCUCCGCCACAGUCCGAGCUACGCCUCCAGCCAAGACCGCCAGCCUCUCCGCAUCUGCCUCCCAGCCCCCACAGGCUGCUCCUGCUGAAGCUGGACAGGGCUUGAGGGAGCAGGGGCCACCACUGGUCGAGGGUGCAGGAGCCAAGGAGGAGUAUGGGUACAUUGUUACCAAUCAGAGUCCUCUGAGUUUGUAUGAUGGCGUGAAGCUGUUGGAGCUACUGGCUGAUAAGAUACACCUGACAACCAGCAGCUUCAUCAACAUCAGUGUGGUGGGCCCUGCGCUGACGUUCCGUAUCCGCCAGAAUGAACACAACAUGACGGCUGCAGAGGUGGCUGCUAAAGCUGUGUCUGAAAAGAACUUCCUGGAGUCUGAGACAGGGCUGAAGAUUGUACAGACUGGUGUGGGAGAGAGGACAGAUGCACGGGGUCUCCCUCAGGUAUCCAGGGUUUCCCAGGGCUCCAGCGGCACAAUCAUCACCCUUGUUUCCAUGGCAGUCGUAGGAGGCGUGCUGGUAUUGGCCAUGGCCGUAGCUUGUCUCAGGCACUAUGCUCAGCAAGUGGCCAAUGGCAAGCUUGGACUGGGGCCAGAGGGAGGAGCAGAGACACACUUUGACUACCAGGAGCUAUGUCGGCAGCACAUGGCAUCCAAAUCCUCUCUGUGCCGCCAGGACUGUGUGGGUGGGGUGAGCAGUGGCAUGGCGGGGUCCGCCAUAGGCACGGGUGCUGGCGGUCGAAGAGGUACGGACACUUCCCGCGUCAGCAGUGUUUCCUCCCAGUUCAGCGACGGUCCCCAGCACAGCCCGUCCUCCACCCACAGCUCCACCCCAUCUUGGAGCGAAGAGCCGGCCCAGUCGAACAUGGACAUCUCCACUGGUCACAUGAUACUGGCCUAUAUGGAGGAUCACCUGCGUAAUAAAGAUCGCCUUCAGAGGGAGUGGGAGGCUUUGUGCUCCUACCAGGCUGAACCCAGUUCGGUGGCUGUGGCUCAGCUCCCAAGCAACAUGGACAAAAACAGACAUGCUGAAUCCCUCCCCUACGAUCACUCUCGGGUGAAGCUGAAGACUGAAGUAAACCCCAAUAAACAAGACUACAUCAACGCCAGCAUCAUUUUUGAUCAUGACCCUCGCCAGCCAUCUUAUAUCGCCACACAGGGACCACUGGCUCACACUGUCGCUGAUUUCUGGCAGAUGGUGUGGGAGAACGGCUGCACAGUGAUCGUGAUGAUGACAGCUUUGGUGGAAGAUGGAGAGAAACAGUGCGAGCGCUACUGGCCUGAUGAGGGCUCGUCACUCUAUCACAUUUAUGAGGUGAACCUGGUGUCAGAGCACAUCUGGUGUAAGGACUUCCUGGUGCGUAGCUUCUACUUGAAAAAUGUCCAGACGCAGGAGACCAGAACCUUGACGCAGUUUCACCUGCUGAGCUGGCCCGCUGACGGCAUCCCCACCUCCACGCGACCUCUGCUCGACUUCCGCAGGAAGGUGAAUAAAUGCUACAGAGGUCGUUCCUGCCCGAUCAUCGUGCACUGCGGUGAUGGCACCGGCAGGACUGGCACGUACAUCCUCAUUGACAUGGUACUGAACCGCAUGGCAAAGGGAGUGAAGGAGAUCGACAUUGCAGCCGCACUGGAGCACAUCAGAGACCAGAGACCUGGCUUGGUCCGCUCCAAGGACCAGUUUGAGUUUGCGCUGACAGCAGUAGCCGAGGAGGUGAAUGCCAUCUUGAAAGCCCUGCCACAGUGAGCUGAGGACGCAGUGAGGACAUGCACAAGCGCACAGAAAGACGUACUCAUGAGGACACCUCUGUACCAUCCAGUCAUGUAUGUCUGGCCGUCACUGUAAAUAAGAAUUUGCUCUACCACACUUGAAGCAGUUACUGCUCUUGUUUUCAGCAUGCAGUAUUUGACCAUCUACUCAUUCUCUGGGUUUUUACAACUUUUUGGAACUUGAUUAAAUUCAUUUUGGCGGGAUGUACAUAUGGACAGAAGAUCAGGUUUUUUUAACCAACAUGGCACAAAUUUGAUUUUAGCUGCCUAAAGUUUCUGUCGAAUUAAACAACGAGACCAUCAGUGUGAUCUAAAAAAAACAAACAUUAACUUGAAUAUUCUAUGCCCUUUCAAUGUUAACUUUUGCCUGAGUCUGACAGGACAGAAUACACUCCUGUUGAUGGUUGUAAUUCCAUCUACCCUUUCAUUGGACAUGAUGACUUGAUUACGUCAAAUGAUCAAUCAACAUCACAAAUGAUUUAACAUUUCUUUUACAUUUUCUUGGAUUAAUGUUAAAAUAAUGUCAAGUCCCUUCACAAACUCAUCAAAUUUCUAAGACUGACACCCAGUAAAUUUUCAAUUCAUUUUAACUCUAUGAGUGUGUUGUUACGUGUCCACCAGAAUACUGUAUGCUACUGUCUAGUGUGUGUUGAUUUCCAGCAGGUUUUUAUCUGCGAGGCUUGUCUCUGCCUUGACAACAUGAUUGUUGGCUUUAAGCACUGGUCCUUUUGUAACGGAUGCUGUACGUUUAACACAAAGUACACCUCACCCUCUGCGCACAAAGGAACAUUGUUUGGGUUCUUUUAUCGUCCUACUCAGCGUACCACCCUGUGAUUAAUGUAAAUAAUUCAUCCUAAUGAUUGUGUUUAUUUCAUGUAGCAGACAAGAUACAAAAUAUCUAUAAAAAUGUAUUUUUGACUUGACUUGAAUAAAUUUGUGACGUGAUGCAGCAAAAAAACUAAAAAAAAAAAA